Messenger RNA from Lichtheimia ornata, 1047 nucleotides. RefSeq lists its product as uncharacterized. Gene Ontology annotation, molecular function: metal ion binding. Gene Ontology annotation, cellular component: U2-type spliceosomal complex. The record is from RefSeq and is a predicted model, not a curated record. Bases 1 to 1047 code for a protein of 348 amino acids. Gene Ontology annotation, biological process: snoRNA splicing. NCBI's taxonomy places the organism in Eukaryota, Fungi, Mucoromycota, Mucoromycetes, Mucorales, Lichtheimiaceae. The transcript has 2 exons.
AUGGCUGAUUCAGCGUCCUCAACUGCAGCAACAGAUACCUCAUUGAUGAAUUCGGCAUCGGACAAGGUGCCCUUCUUCAAGAAACGAUCGACCAAAAAGAAUCUUCGCAAACGAAAAGCUGACUCUUCACCCACUCGAUUACAAAGCGAUGACGAUGACGACGACGAGGAGGAGCUCACAUCGCAGGUCGUUACCAAGAAUCGAAAGCACACAGCAACUCCAUUUGUGCAGAGCACACGACGUGGCAAAAAGAGGCGAGAACAUGGUACCAAUGACGACGAUGAAGAGGACCAAGACGACUUUGCAGAGAAGAUUGGCGUACAGUAUGCUGCUGAUCGGUCUGCAAGGAUGCAGAAGAGUGAUGCCACACGCUAUUCAACCGAAUGGGAGCUCGAGAAUGAAGAACUGGCGAAGCGAAAGCAAGCUGGUCCACAAGCCAAGAAGACAGCCAACUCAAAGAUGCAAGUGGGUCCUCAACGUGCACCUGCAAACAUUCGAGUGACGGCACGCUUCGAUUACCAACCUGAUGUAUGCAAGGAUUAUAAAGAAACUGGAUUCUGUGGUUAUGGUGAUUCAUGUAUCUUUUUGCACGAUCGUGGCGAUUACAAGACUGGAUGGCAGCUGGAAAAGGAAUGGGAGGAAGCAAUGAAAAACAAGACACGUUUUGGAAGCACGGAUCCCAACAAGUAUGCCGUGAGCGAUGAUGAUGAUUCGGACGAGGAGUUACCAUUUGCAUGUUUGAUUUGCCGUGAAGAGUUCAAGAACCCAGUCGUAACCAAGUGCAACCAUUACUUUUGCGAACAAUGCGCCAUCAACAAUCACAAGAAAUCACCCAAAUGUUAUGCAUGUGGUGCAUCCACAGGUGGUGUAUUCGACACGGCCAAGAAGAUGCUUGAGAAGCUCAAACAGAAAAAGGAAAGGAUUGCUGAAAACAGCAGCGAUGUCGAGGAACAACCAGAGGAUGAUGGCAAUGAUUUCACUAUUGAGGGUCUUGAAGAGCGUCCGGUUAGCAGUGAUAACAAUGAUAGUGAUGAGGAUAGUUCAUAG